Molecule: messenger RNA, 2082 nt
Organism: Tachyglossus aculeatus (Australian echidna)
Lineage: Eukaryota; Metazoa; Chordata; Mammalia; Monotremata; Tachyglossidae
Gene: BDH1
Product: 3-hydroxybutyrate dehydrogenase 1
Exons: 7
Coding region: 290-1321 (343 amino acids)
Molecular function (GO): oxidoreductase activity
Source: RefSeq, a predicted model, not a curated record
CUGCCUUCCCGAGGCAGUUGCUGAAAUGCUCCAGGGAAGACUGAGUACCUGUUCCUCGGUCGCUCUGAGAAGCUCAGUUACGGAGAGGAAACUGGGGAAAAGGAUUCAAAGAAUUGGAGGUUUCUCGGAAGAAUCAUGAGAACACCUGGAUUGUAACUUACGCGAGAGACAAGUUGAGGAGCAGGUUUUGCUGCAUCCUGCAAGUCCUUCGCUAAGGUGAAAAAAGUAAGGAGUUAUCUUACUAAGGGCCAACAGGGAGGAGCUGCCCAUCUUAACGCUGACUGCAACAAUGUUGUCUACCCGGCUUACCCAACCCUUCUUCGGUUUAUCUGGGAAAACUCUGAGUUUCAAGAACGUGCAAAAUGGUGUGAGGCCCCUGCAACGAUUUGACUCUCCCUCCUUUACCCCAGAUGGCCGACGAUCCUACACCAGCAACGUGGACCAGAUUGGCAGCAAAGCCGUGCUCGUCACUGGCUGCGAUUCAGGAUUCGGCUUCUCCUUAGCCAAGCACCUGCAUUCGAAAGGCUUCAUUGUGUUUGCCGGCUGCUUACUCAAGGAUAAAGGAGAUGCUGGGGUGCGAGAAUUGGACAGCAUGAAGAGCGAGCGUCUGAGGACCAUCCAGCUGAACGUUUGCAGUCAGGAAGAAGUGCAGAAAGCCACGGAGUUGGUCAGGGCUAAUCUGAAGGACCCCGAAAAGGGGCUGUGGGGCCUGGUGAACAACGCGGGCAUCUCCACCUUUGGGGAGGUCGAAUUCACCAGCAUGGAGACCUACAAGGAGGUGGCUGAAGUGAACCUGUGGGGAACGGUUCGCACGACCAAAGCUUUCCUCCCCCUUAUCCGAAGGGCCAGAGGCCGCGUGGUGAACAUCAGCAGCAUGCUGGGCCGCAUGGCCAGUCCCGCCCGCUCCCCGUACUGCAUCACCAAAUUCGGGGUGGAGGCCUUCUCGGACUGCCUGCGCUACGAGAUGCUCCCGCUGGGCGUGAAGGUCAGCGUGGUGGAGCCGGGGAACUUCAUUGCCGCCACCAGCCUCUACAGCCCCGAGCGCAUCCAGGCCAUCGCCGAGAAGAUGUGGGACAACCUCCCCGAGGUGGUGAGGGAGGACUACGGCCGCAAAUACUUCGACGACAAGAUCGCCAGGAUGGAGACCUACUGCAACAGCGGCUCCACGGACACGUCGCCCGUCAUCGAGGCCAUCGCCCACGCCCUGGCCUCCCCCUCGCCCUACACCCGUUACCACCCCAUGGACUAUUAUUGGUGGCUGCGAAUGCAGGUCAUGACCCACAUGCCCGGAGCCAUCUCCGACCGGUUAUAUAUCCACUGAGCCACCCCGGGACCUGUUGCCGGGAUCUGGGGGAGGGAGGGUGGAAGGAGCGAGGGGAGGAGCGCGGCCCCGGGGUCGCUUCUGCAGGGGGAGGCGGACUUAAUUCCGUGACCCGGUGAUUCGAGCUUUCGUUUACGUUUCGUUGAUGUGCUUCUUGCCGUUUGUGUGGAUAGUUCAAGCUUAAGAAAUGUGCUUGUGCAGGAAUUAUCGGGGUGUUGCCGGCGGAUGGACUUUUGAGGGCCGGAAUCACCCCAUAACUGAAAAGUUGGGCCCCCAGGCCGAUCGGUACCCCGACAUCACUUGCACCGUAGAGAUUCUCACCUAGAGCGUUUAACCGGUGGAGUUUUCAGGGCCGAGUCCCGUCGAUGUCAGCCCUGGUCUCGCCAUUUGGAGUUUUUCUGGGUUUGUCUCGCUCUAUAAUCCUCCUUGACGUUAUUCCCAGGCAGGAUUUUUCUGUUGUUUUCAGCCCCCAGAUGGAACGGUGGGCCUCGGCAUCCCUUUGGGAAUGAUCCGUGUUCUCCAGGUCAAAGAGCAGGCUCGGUGUGUCUUGCGACCCUUCCCAUCCCGCCCCGCGGUCAGUCGGUCCAGCACCGCUCGCUGCUCCAGAAGGGUGUUCUUCACCACCCUGGGGAGAAGGGGUCCAAACAAGGGUCUCUGACGAGGUCACAGCUAGGGGAGGGAUGGAUGUGUUAAGCGCUUACUAUGUGCUGAGCAUGAUACUGAGCACAGGGGAAGAUACAAGGUAGGUCAGACACAGCCCC